Messenger RNA from Dovyalis caffra, 492 nucleotides. The record is from the annotation of a GenBank genome assembly. NCBI's taxonomy places the organism in Eukaryota, Viridiplantae, Streptophyta, Magnoliopsida, Malpighiales, Salicaceae.
AUGAUCGUCGAUAGGUCAUUAUGUGACAACGAUGAUUCUAACAAGGAUAAUGAUUUUGAUGAUGACAAUUUUGAUGAGGAUAGUGAUUCUAAAGAAGGUAUGUUUAUUGAUGAAGAUUUGGAUGACAAGUCCGAUGGUAAAGAUAAAAAGACUCCUAUGAAGGUUGAGCAAAGAAAGAAAAGGACCAAUGAGUCUACGACAAAUACACUAGCGUCCUUAAAGAAGUCUAAAAUAGCUACUCCUCGGAAAAUAGGUGUUAAGAAGCCUAUGCAAGUAACUUCCCCACCUCGUAAAGGGAAAGGCUACGGUAAAUGGCAACGCCACAAUAAUUACCAAUAUGGUUCUUUAGAGGGUUGGAAUGCUAGGGAGAGUGAGUAUGGACAAUGGUCCCUAGGUCCAAUUGGAUCGGAGAAUGGGCAAAAAGACUCUUUUGACCUAGAAGAGGUUAAAAGGUUAAGGGCAAGGCAGAUUUUUUUAGGAAUGGAUGAAUAA